AUGGACGCCCAUCGCCUCGAGAAUCGGGUAACCGGUGUCCGCAAGGCCAAGAGCCUGCAGAUGGACCCCGAGCCGCUCAGAAAGGCGGCAGAUCGGCUGAAGUCGCAGGUCGAUGCCGGACGCCUUCCUGGUGUGAUGACUUGCGCCGUCAAGGAGGGCCAUGUCAUCCACUUUGAGGCCCACGGCUUCGCAGAUCUGGCGGGGGGGGUUGCCCUGAGCUCCCAGACGCUGUUCCGGCUCUACUCCCAGACGAAGCCCAUCCUAGUUGUCGGCUUCCUGAUCCUCUUCGAGCGCGGCGCGGUGUCGCUCGACGACCCCGUUGAGAAGUACCUGCCCGAGUUCAAGGGUGCCUCAGUCGGGCCGAAGAGGAAGCCCCUGCUGCGGCCCAUGCUCGUCCGAGACUUGCUUGCCCACACCAGCGGCAUUGGGUUCGGCCCGGGCUUCGGCUACGAGGCAGAGAACGACUACGAAUCGACCUACCUACCUUUAGUGGCAAAGGUGGACGCUGGAGAGAUUCUUUCUCUGGCUGAAUGGUGUGAAGAGCUUGCUAAGAUACCGCUGCGGUUUCAGCCUGGCAAAGACUGGGGAUAUGGCUACAGCUCCGACGUCUUGGGAAGGCUCAUCGAAGUGCUCACGAAGAAGCGGCUGGAUGACUUUCUGAAGGAGGAGGUCUUGGAACCUCUAGGGAUGGUCAACACUUUCUUCGCAGUGCCAGCGGAAAGCUCGUCAAAGCUUGCAGCGCUCUACAAGAGGGAGCCUUGGCACGGAAAAGCGACAACCGUCCGAUUCGUCACUUCGGAUGUUGGCGGCAGUGGCAUUGUGGAAGACCUUUCCCGGAACGUGCUGGCCAGGCCUGAAAAGGACAAGUCGUCAGUGCUGGCGACGUCCACCUCCGUUUUCCUGCAGGGCGGGCCCGCGUCGAAGGUCAUCCAGGGCGGCGGCUGCAUCUGCAGUGUGGCAGGCGGGCUUGUGAGCAACCUCGGUGAUUGUUCGCGAUUCUUCCAAAUGGUGGUCAACGAUGGUGAGCUGGACGGCGUACGACUCCUUCAAGCUGAGAGUGUGCAGCUGCUCGCCCGAGACUGGUUGAAUGAUUUCACCACGGAGAAGCGCAGGCGCCCCCUGUGGGUCUGGAACACACCGGGCAUUGGCUUCUCUCCGCUGGGCCAGAUCGGGGUGGAGUUCGAGGGUGCCAGCCGCCGAACGGUUGGGUCGCAGCUGCACACAGUUCACUGGGGCGGUGCUGGGGGCUCCGGCUACAUGCUCAACUGGCCCCAUCGCUUGGUCGUCCUGACCUACAGCGGGGUUGUCUUUGAUACGGACACCCAGAAGACGAUGUGGCGAGCUGCCUUUGGCUCCCUGCGGAGAGGAGGUGCGAAGCCGGUAGUUCCAGUUCCUCCAGUCGAGGAGAAGGACAACGCAACUCCCGCCAAAAAGCGCAGAGUCUCGCGGUGA
This is a messenger RNA of Symbiodinium natans, 1452 nucleotides long. The record is from the annotation of a GenBank genome assembly. Lineage: Eukaryota; Dinophyceae; Suessiales; Symbiodiniaceae.